Molecule: messenger RNA, 1717 nt
Organism: Vigna angularis (adzuki bean)
Lineage: Eukaryota; Viridiplantae; Streptophyta; Magnoliopsida; Fabales; Fabaceae
Exons: 2
Coding region: 211-1350 (379 amino acids)
Source: RefSeq, a predicted model, not a curated record
UAAAAUGAUUGACAAAAUUUAUAGCCGUUGGAACUCAGGCACUUCACUCUCUUUCUUACUCUGUUUCGAGAAUCCAAGAAGAAAAGCAUCAUCCAUUCACAAUCUCUGUUUCUACACAUCAUUAUUCUUUAACCCAAUUCUGACAACUACAUCCAUUCCAAUUUUCUCUGGUUACAGAUAAUAAUUCCGUUGCAAAAGCUCACGCAAAGAAUGAAGGGUGUGAAAGGAAAAUUUCUGAAGAAGCUCAAAUCGAUCAAGCCAAUCGGGUAUCUCAAGCAAGAUCGAAUUCUCCAACUGAAGGCCUCAGAUGGGUACGUCGAUUUCCUCCCAAAGAUUCCGAGUUUCAAUCUGCACGCCCCAUUCGUUUUCCGGGAAAACAAGCCCGAGAAAACUGUUCAGAGCUGCGAGGAAGUGAAAAUGCAGGAGGAACCUGAGGUCAUAGACGUGGCAGAGCUGAUGAAAGACCUUGAAGAAGAAGAAAUGGAUUUGGAAGAUUACAAUGACAACAAAGAGAACAUAGGUCCAUGUUCUGUGAAACCCCAGCAACUCAACAAGGGUGUUUUGCAGAGUGGGAACAGAGCAAAAACAGAGUCAAAACAGAGAGGGGUUUUGGAGGAUAAAAAGUCUUCACCGGCAAGAGUUGAUAGUAACAGCAACAGAAAAACCAAAACCCCUUUGUUAGAUUCUGACAUUCCAUCGUUCCGGAGACCAGACUUGAACUCUGGCAGCCUAUUUGAUCCGAAUCUUCUGGCGGCGUUCGAGCAAGCCGUGAAGGAACAUGCUAGAAUGACCGAAGAGCAGAGGAGAGUCCGAGUUGAAAAAGAAUCUUCACAGAAAGUGGAAGAUGACGACCCUGAAACUGACCCUAACCCUUUGAUGCUCUUUGAAGAGAAGUGUCCACCGGGGGGAGAUGGCACUGUGAUUUUCUACACCACAACGCUUAGGGGAAUCCGGAAGACAUUCGAAGACUGCAAUAAAGUUCGCUUUUUACUUCAGAGUUUUAAGGUUUUGUAUUUUGAGAGGGACAUAUCAAUGCACAAGGAGUUCAGGGAUGAGUUGUGGUGCAGUUUAGAUGGGAAGUUAGUGCCUCCAAGGCUUUUUGUCAAGGGGAGGUACAUUGGUGGGGCAGAAGAAGUUCUUAGUUUGCAUGAGCAAGGAAAGUUGAAGAAAAUCUUAGAAGGGGUUCCAAUGGAUUACUCCAAUGGCCCUUGUGAAGCGUGUGGAGGGAUAAGGUUUGUGCUGUGCUUCAAGUGUAAUGGCAGCCACAAGGUCUUGGAGGAAAAUGGAGAGAGCAAUCAAUGCUCUCAGUGUAAUGAGAACGGGUUGAUUGUGUGCCCUUAUUGCUGCUAGCUGAGGAAAACUAUAUCAGUUAACACUUCUGUGCUCUACCUAUUGUGAUAAGGCACUUGGCAUGGCCUGUUUGUGCUGGUUCUUGGACCGAUCUUAAAGUCCUUAGAAUCUCAGAUUCAGUGUACCUUUUUUAUGUAUUUAUUUUUAUACCUUAAUAAAAGGAUUCUACCGCUUGAAUUAUCACUUCCUUCUCUUCUCUUUCUUAUCAUGUUGUCUUAGAGUAAUUCAUUGUGUUAACGCUUGGAUAAAAGUUGAAAUAUGUUUGUAAAAGUACUUUUGUGUUUCUCUGAUGUUAAAACAUGCUCUUAAUUGUUUGAAAUACGUUGAAGAGUUAAACGUAUGAUACUGUGUCCACCAGUCCCAAGAA